This is a messenger RNA of Owenia fusiformis, 493 nucleotides long. The record is from the annotation of a GenBank genome assembly. NCBI's taxonomy places the organism in Eukaryota, Metazoa, Annelida, Polychaeta, Sabellida, Oweniidae.
CCGGAACUCAUUUUGCGUUGCAUUCUGGGUAAAUCUGCGAGUAUGGGAGCGGAAAAAUCAAAUUUAGCAAACAGUUUCUUCUUUAACUACUUAUUGUCUGCAUCUGCAUCUGCUGUAGCUGAAUCAGCAACCUAUCCAUUGGACAUAACAAAGACAAGACUGCAAGCACAGGGGGAACAUGAUGGCUCUUCUAAAACACCCAAGCAAAAGAUUGGCAUGUUUAGAACGGCAUUUGGAAUAGCAAAAAAUGAGGGUGUUUUCAAGCUAUGGCAGGGACUGCCUCCAGCAUUACUCAGGCAGAUAGUAUACAGUGGUAGUCGCAUGGUGUUCUACGAGGCUAUUAGAGAGCAUGGUCUGAAACGUAAAGAGGAUGGCUCAUUUCCACUGUGGAAAGCUGCAGUGGGAGGGGGUGUUGCGGGAGCAUUGGGGCAGUUCCUAGCCAGUCCUACAGACUUAGUGAAGAUUCAGAUGCAAAUGGAAGGAAGGAGGAGAC